AAGUGUCAACUUCCUGUCUGUACGAGGCAGGAAUGCGCCCAGACGUGUCUGCCAGACGUGGACCGUUAGUCGGUCAGACGUGCGAUAUCUUCGUCUUGUAAGACAAGUUCAGUGGUGGAACAGGCGACUGUGUAUCAACAGACUUCCAGAAUUUGAUUCAGAUGCUGUUGAAAUGGCGACAACAGACAGUGUACGAGGUUUGGAUGAUGUCAGGAGAGGAGCAGCAGGGGGUUCUGCUGACAGUGUUCUCACCUGGCAAGGAGAAAGACGUGAGGAGUCUGGGGAGGGGUCAAGUAGAGAGAAAGUUUACAGGUGUGAGGAGUGCAGCAGGCAGUUCAGUAGGCUUGAUAAUCUGAUGACUCACUUGCGGACUCACACAGGUGAGAAACCUUAUAAGUGUCGGGAGUGCAGCAAGCAGUUUAGGCUACCAGCUGGCCUGAAAACUCACAUGCUAACUCACACUGGUCAGAAACCUUUCAGGUGUGAGGAGUGCAGCAAGCAGUUCACUACCCUGAGUAAUCUGAAGACACACAUGCUCACUCAUACAGGGGAGAAACUGUACAAGUGUGAGGAGUGCAGCAGGCAGUUUAGCAUGAAAGAUAGCUUAAAGACACACCUGCGGAUUCACUCGGGGGAGAAACCCUUUAAGUGUAAGGAGUGCAGCAGUCAGUUCAGGCAGCUUUUCGCAUUGAAGGUGCACAUGCGCACUCAUACAGGUGAGAAACGCUACAGAUGUGAGGAGUGCAGCAGACAGUUCAGUACCCUGAGUAAUCUUAAGAGUCACAAGCGGACUCAUACAGGUGAGAAGCCCUACAUGUGUGAGGAGUGUAGCAAGAAAUUUAGAGAGCGGGGAGAUCUUAAGAAGCACAUGCGGACUCACACAGGAGAGAAGCCCUACAGGUGUGAGGAGUGUAGCAGGCAGUUUACUUGGCUGGGGCAUCUUAAGAGUCACAUGCGGACUCACACAGGAGAGAAACCAUACAGAUGUGAGGAGUGCAGCAAGCAGUUUAGACGGCUGGGGCAUCUUAAGAGUCACAUGCGGACUCACACAGGGGAGAAACCCUACAGGUGUGAGGAGUGCAGCAGGCAGUUCACUGACCUACAUCAUCUGAAUAGACACCUUAGAACUCACACAGGGGAAAAGCCCUACAAGUGUGAGGAAUGCAGCAGGCAGUUCAGUCAGCAGGCUACUCUUAACACACACAUCAGAACUCACACAGGUGAUAAACCCUUCAGGUGUGAGGAGUGCAGCAAACAAUUCAGUCAGCUGGGUAAUCUUAAGAAGCACAUGCGUUCUCACACAGGGGAGAAACCCUACAGGUGUGAAGAGUGCAGCAGGCAGUUCAGUCUACUAGCCAAUCUUGAGAGUCACAUACGGACUCAUACGGGUGAGAAACCAUACAUGUGUGAGGAGUGUAGCAAGCAGUUUCGUCAUCCACAUCAACUGAAUGCUCACUUUAGAACUCAUACAGGGGACAAACCCUACAAGUGCAAGGAGUGCAGCAAGCAGUUCAGUCAGAUGGGUAAUCUUAAGAGCCACAUGCGGACUCACACAGGUGAGAAACCCUUCAAGUGUGAGGAGUGUAGCAGGCAGUUCAGUCAGCUGGGUCAUCUUAAGAGCCACAUGCGGACUCACACGGGUGAGAAACCCUAGCUGAGUAGAUGUGUGAAGCGAUCGGCAGCAGGCAGUUCAGUCAGCACAGUAGUAUGAGGAGUGUUGUAGCUGGUCCAGUCUGCUGACCAGUUUUAAGAUGUAGUCAGACCUACAAGGGAGAAACCCUUCGUGUGUUGAGCAGUUUAAUAUAAGAUGCAGUUUCAUGGUUCAUUUAUAUAAUAGAUGACGCAAAACAAAAGAACAUUAUAGAAUUGGUGCAGUAAUUAGUGCAGCCUUUCUGAACUAUACAUUGUGAAAUCAUACACUGAAAGCAUACAGAGUUGUAUACAUGUUUGGAGAUCUAUUAAAAAACCAAAGCACUACAUUGUAGUAACAGGUGGUUGUAACAUUCCUUAUAAUUGUUACAUGAUAAAUCCACAUAGUCAUAGAAUUUCAUCACGAAGACUUUUUUUAGUUAGACCAGUAUCUGCAUGUUCAGUUUUUGGUUUGUAGUUGGUAGGCGGAAACUGGAAAAGUUUUACUAUUUUUAUAACUUGCAUGCAAAGUUAAAAAUCCCAAAACGAUUACUAAUUGCUUUGUUGAGAGUUUGCUACAAUUAUGUAUUGUACUUACUAACGUUUUCACUUCUAUUGAUGUUGAACCAGUGUGAAUUUAUUGUCAUAUAUUGGUAGCUAAGGUUGGCCAUAGUUCUUCUCUAACAAAUGUAUUGUAGCCAUUUUCCUUAUUUUUGAUUUUACACUUAGCUUCAUAUGUUGUGCAACACCUAUUAUUCUGUGAAUAUUAUUGUUACUUUGGGUUAGCCAUACCUUGUUGAAAUGUCCAGUAAUUUGAUGAUGAUAUGACUUGAAGUGGCAUCUACCAGGUAAUACAUGUGGUUAUUCAAAGCAAGGUUAGGUGUGGUAUAGUUUUCUAGUUGACAUUUGUUUGGUGGUACGCCUGCAUGUAUUUUUUAAAUUAAGUGAAACAUAAUCAACAAAAUGAAAAGAUUUUUUUUUAAAUGUUUUGUUCAGUGAUGUAGUGAUGAUGUAGAACUUGUAGAGGUUAUCUUGUCAGGUAAAACAUCUAGUUAUUCAAAGUAAGCUCAGAAGUGUUACAGUUUCUAUGUAUUUGUUAAGUUUUGCAGUUAAUUUUGAAGAAAUCCACUGUUUAGUGGAUUAGUGAAAUAAAACAACUCCAAAAAGA
Branchiostoma floridae (Florida lancelet) is the source of this 2797-nucleotide messenger RNA. Its product is annotated as gastrula zinc finger protein XlCGF57.1-like. The coding region runs from base 173 to 1654 and encodes 493 amino acids. The transcript is spliced from 2 exons. The record is from RefSeq and is a predicted model, not a curated record. Lineage: Eukaryota; Metazoa; Chordata; Leptocardii; Amphioxiformes; Branchiostomatidae.